Messenger RNA from Phytophthora nicotianae INRA-310, 2334 nucleotides. RefSeq lists its product as hypothetical. The record is from RefSeq and is a predicted model, not a curated record. Lineage: Eukaryota; Oomycota; Peronosporomycetes; Peronosporales; Peronosporaceae. The transcript has a single exon. Bases 1 to 2334 code for a protein of 777 amino acids.
AUGCAGAACAACAGCGUGGAUGUCGAGUUGCAGCGCACGCUCAACGAGUUGUGCACGGAUCUCUUCGCGACCGCUGUGUUGGACGACUGUAGUGCCAUUCUGCAGUCGCUUGCGUUACUCGCUGAGGCAUUUCCCCAGGCCCAGUCGCUCAUCGGUAGACUGCUCAUCCAACCACCAGACAAUCAAGACCGACCACGAUAUUCAACUGUUUCGAAGCUGUCUCUAUUAUCAACAAACUUUCUCUACAAGAAGGAAACAGUCCGUAGUGCGGUCUCUUUGUUGGCUGUAUUAGCGAACAACAACCUACGAAACCAGCGACGCAUCGUUCAGCAUGUUGCUGGUGUUAAACUACCCAUCAAUCCAAGCAAACGUGGUGCUCUUGCAGCCGAGAGUAAUCUAUACGCUCUCACAGUCCCAGCCACCGUCACAACCACAUACCGGAGAUGGAAGAAGCGUCAGCAAGAACUGCACAAUUGUCGUCUACCCAGUGGUACACCUCCCUGUAGUGACGGGACCCCCAUGCCGUGCUACUGCGACGAUUGUCUGGGGGCAGAGCAGUUUUUGUCGACGUGGCAGCAUCAUUUCCACGACUUGUCGCGCUGGACUCUAGAUCCUGACAGAGGGACCGGUACCAGUAGCUCAAAGUCUCUAUCGACCGAGGAAUUUUUUCAUAUGUUCCUGGAAGACAAUCAGCUCCGAGUGUGCAGUGUGGGGAACGCAGUGGGUAAUGAGAAGAAGAUGGAGAGUUCAUGUACAAACAGGCAUCGCAGCGUGGUGUAUUACUUUGUGUCGCUUGAAGAAGCGGCGAAUGCAACACCGAGAACGCCGGUGCAAUUUAAUCCUCUACGUCACGUGAGUGCCAUUGCUAUUGCCGCCGAGAUUGACAUUGCAGCCACGAGAAAAGCGCAAGUACAGUCGGUCACUAUAUCCAACGAGAGUUUAUCACUGGAGUUGGAGGAAUCCAGUGCACUCGCAACAGACCAAGUCAUUCUCUUUACUGGCACUUCGGACAUUGAGUCGUGUAGAUCUGCGUUCCCAGAAAAUAAGGAAGCGUCUUCUAUAUCUCCGAAUCAAGCUAUGGACAACAACGAGCGUCUACUGUAUGAUUUUCUUCGGUUUGAAGAGCAGCAUGGUCAACUGGCGCAAUGUGGCUCUCUUGUAAGCGACGUGAGUGAAGACAGUGACGUGGUGGAGACGACGCGGCGGGUGCUGCAUUGUAUGCUCGAUUUUUGUGAGAGCACUGGCCAAAUUCCAUUGUCGGCGUUUCGCCGUAGCUUCUGCCGUUCUGUCGACUCCAAUGAACCUCUCGAUGAUUCAACUGCUUCAUGCGAAAUGGACGACAUCAAGUCUGCAUCUUUGAACGUCAAGGUCACCAUGACUGCCAUACUGACUGAACAAGCUCUGCAAAUCGACUGCACUGGAAUCACCAGAUCGUCUUGUACUUUCUCAACUCGAAUCCCACAGCAAGAGCUUCUUGAGAACAGCACGGGAGACAGAGGGAACCUCAGCUUACUCUGUUUAUCUGACGAAGCACUUGAGAAUUUGAUCCAGCGUUGCCGUAUUUGCAUGUGCGAAACCCAAGAAACCCACGAAGAUGAUGAUUCAGUGUUUUAUCUGCAACCAUCCACGCCAGACGAAGAAAGCUUGCAACCUUCAGACGACGAAGUCAGCGAGGGUCCUGUCGUAGCUCAUAGUGAGCAGCAAGACUGCGCUGUUCACCCUCCGCUUUGUGGACUAUCUCCCGAGGCAAAGCGAGUGCUGACAAAGCUGGAAACAGUUGUGUCGCAAGAAAAGUAUCGUAAAUUAACUUGCGACGGAUUCGCAACAGUCAUGAAGAAGCUCUCAAACGUGGUAGCAGACUGCAACAAACGCAUCUCGUAUCUCUCGACAACAAGAGAUAAAGAACUCGUCGUAGCUGUCACACAAGUCCACCGCACAGCAGCCAUUUCUCGAUGUCGCCACUGUCGUAAUCUGCUCAUUCAACUCGGCAAAAAAAUGGCAUUGAAAGCGACGCCAUUUGAUACAUCGGCUCCAAUCUCUCAUGACAAGCUGUUGCAUAUCGCCAAACUUGUACGUUCCUCUAUCCAAAGUGUACUCGUUCACAGUGAGAGCUUCGAUCCAUGGGAGAUUCCAGACGCACGUGUGGAAAAUCUGCAAUUAGAUCAUCGCGUCUGGGCCAGCGGCUACCCUGAUGCCGCCUUUUACCAAGAUACAGACGCACGACGUCGUCAAAACAGGAAGAAACAGCAGCAGCUCAGUAGGAAAUUGCUCCAGAAGAAGAAAAAAGCAAACGGUCAGGCUCGCGAAAUACAGCACAAGUCCGUGCAGGCUUAG